Papilio xuthus (Asian swallowtail) is the source of this 673-nucleotide messenger RNA. It is a transcript of the gene CPR7, whose product is annotated as cuticular protein RR-1 motif 7. NCBI's taxonomy places the organism in Eukaryota, Metazoa, Arthropoda, Insecta, Lepidoptera, Papilionidae. The record is from RefSeq and is a predicted model, not a curated record. The coding region runs from base 92 to 520 and encodes 142 amino acids. Gene Ontology annotation, molecular function: structural constituent of chitin-based larval cuticle. The transcript is spliced from 4 exons. Gene Ontology annotation, cellular component: chitin-based extracellular matrix.
CAGAUAUAAGCCGUGAACAUCCUUACGAACUGUAUUCAAGUGCCGGAGUCCGGACGAGCUGUAACAGUCAGACAACACCCUAUAUUACGAAAUGAUGUUUCUGGUAUCUUUACUGGUGUUGGGUGUGGCGUCCGCGGCACGGUUGGAACAUCUAACGCAGGGUUACCAAGGCGGCUCCGGAACACCUUUCCACUAUGAAAAUGUCAACAAUGGAGACGGCAGUUAUCACUAUAGUUACGACACACCCACCGGUAUAUCGGCGCACGAGAGCGGUGCACCCAGGGCUCCAGGCCCUGAGGGUCCCGCGGUGACCGCGGAAGGUGGGUUCUCCUUCCGUACAAUCGACGGCCAGCAGAUCUCGCUGACGUACACCGCUGAUGAGAACGGCUUCCACCCAGUCGGUUCCCACCUUCCCACACCACCGCCGAUCCCGGAAGCGAUACUACGCUCCAUUGAAUUCAACCGACAGAACCCGUCUUCUGACGACGGCUCUGGUGGUCGUAACGCUUACAGGUACUAGGCGCCCUCUACAAGUGACAACCUGAACGAGAUUGCACGUACCUCAUAGCACGGACUGUGAUAAAAAGAUUAAAGUCCCUUUACGCACUUCCCUAUUCAAUUAUUAUAUUGUAAUUAUCUUUUUUAAUAAAACGAUUCGGUAAUAUCCGCUCGA